Anisakis simplex (herring worm) is the source of this 894-nucleotide messenger RNA. NCBI's taxonomy places the organism in Eukaryota, Metazoa, Nematoda, Chromadorea, Rhabditida, Anisakidae. The record is from the annotation of a GenBank genome assembly.
AUGGCUCAGACUCUGUCAAAGAAAGAUCGACUUAGUAGAUGGUAUUUUGGAGGUCUUGCAUCUGCAGGUGCUGCAUGUUGCACGCAUCCUCUUGAUCUUCUCAAAGUACACCUUCAAACACAACAGCAGGGUAAAGUAACAAUCGGUCAAAUGAUUGUCAAAAUAUAUCGCGGUGAUGGUGUGAGAGGUUUUUACAACGGUAUCUCUGCAUCGCUUUUAAGACAAUUGACUUAUUCAACAACACGUUUUGGUAUGUACGAAACGAUUAAAAAGCAGUUUCCUGGAGAUUCGACGACGAUUCCCUUCUAUCAGAAAGCAUUCUUUGCUGGAAUCAGUGGUGCUUGUGGUGGAUGGGUGGGUACUCCAGGUGAUAUGGUGAACGUUCGAAUGCAGAAUGACAUGAAGUUAGCAGCAGAUAAACGACGUAAUUACAAGCAUGCGAUAGAUGGCGUGAUUCGAGUGUGUCGUGAAGAAGGUGUUACGAAGUUGUUUAACGGUGCUACGAUGGCUACUGGAAGGGCUGUACUGAUGACUAUUGGACAGUUAUCUUUCUAUGAUCAAAUCAAACAAACCGCUAUUGCAACCGGCUAUAUGCAGGACAAUCUUACAACGCAUUUCUUCUCGUCGUUUUGUGCUGCAUCAAUAGCAACUGUCCUGACACAGCCACUGGAUGUUAUGAAGACCCGCAUGAUGAAUGCUCCUCCCGGUCAAUUCAAGGGUAUUAUGGAUUGCUUCAUAUAUACAGCGAAAUUGGGACCAGCGGGCUUCUUUAAGGGCUUUUUACCCGCUUGGGUACGUCUGGCACCUCACACAGUAUUUACGUUCAUUUUCUUCGAACAGCUGCGCAUGAACUUUGGUUACUUCAAAACGGUUGAAUCGUUGAGCAAGCAGUAA